Molecule: messenger RNA, 534 nt
Organism: Acaulospora morrowiae
Lineage: Eukaryota; Fungi; Glomeromycota; Glomeromycetes; Diversisporales; Acaulosporaceae
Source: the annotation of a GenBank genome assembly
GCAAUACCAAUGGCACUUGACCAAAAUGUCGGACUCGGUGAAAGUUUAAUGACGCCAAUGGUCCUUAUUGUUUACCAUAAAGUUCCGGGAUUUUCGUCGCUGAAAUGGCAUCGAUUAGUGCAUAAAGGAGAAAGCUAUUCUCCGAGUUCGCCUGUGAAAAUCGGUUCAAUGAGGAAACAGGAGGUGGUUUUUUUUCAUACUCGUUCUUCAUUAAUUUCCGAUCUCACAUUAUGCCUCUAUGAACCAGGCGAAGAAUUAUCCGAUGAUUGGUUCAACCGCGUGAUCAGGAACCCGUCACUUCUUCAAAUCCGUGGGUGGAAGCGAGUGGGAGCGACUGAUUUAUCCAAGGCCAGUUUAAACUUGGCCGAACCGGACCCGUGUCUUAUCCGGUCAAAGGGAUGUCAUUCGAUCAAUCAAUCGCGCGAUCGCGUGAUGUUGAACGAAAAAGGUGAAAGGAAUCAAGGAGAAAUGAAACUUUUUGAUCGGAUAGAUAUGAUUAUAAAUUGGGUUAGAGCGGAACUACGAGUGCAUCAG